UUGUUUCGUUCAUUUACGACACCCCAGCUCACAUCUGUAUUCAAUGCGCAUUUCAGCAUGAUUCAACUCAAUCCAGAUGUUAUUAAAGACUGUUGGAUUAAGACCUCAAAACGAAGCAGUUCUAUCAAGAAAGCGUUCGGUAUGUUAGAACACGAAGAGCCAGAAACGAAUGCGUCGUUCAUGAAUUUACCGAUCACAAUUCAAGCGUUCUUCAAAGAACUCAUUUUUGAACUCGACUGCGAUUCGGUCAAGAUUCGUCAAAGAUGCGAACAACUCGGCGCUCGUCACGUCGACUUCAGCGAACGAGGCUUUCACUCGAAUUUCUGGGAUAUUUUUCAGGUAUGUACAAUAGAGGUGAUCGCCGAAUGCAACUUGGGUCUGAAUGAAGAUCAGCAUCGAUCAUAUGAGUUAGCGUGGAUACAUCUGCUCAGUUCAGUCGUCAAGUCCAUGAGAAAUGGAUAUACGCGAAGACGAACACACCUUGAACGCCCCAAAUCCAACACAUAG
Anisakis simplex (herring worm) is the source of this 507-nucleotide messenger RNA. NCBI's taxonomy places the organism in Eukaryota, Metazoa, Nematoda, Chromadorea, Rhabditida, Anisakidae. The record is from the annotation of a GenBank genome assembly.